This is a messenger RNA of Grosmannia clavigera kw1407, 1722 nucleotides long. Its product is annotated as asparaginyl-tRNA synthetase. Gene Ontology annotation, biological process: asparaginyl-tRNA aminoacylation. Gene Ontology annotation, cellular component: mitochondrion. The transcript has 3 exons. The record is from RefSeq and is a predicted model, not a curated record. The coding region runs from base 1 to 1722 and encodes 573 amino acids. Lineage: Eukaryota; Fungi; Ascomycota; Sordariomycetes; Ophiostomatales; Ophiostomataceae. Gene Ontology annotation, molecular function: nucleic acid binding; ATP binding; asparagine-tRNA ligase activity.
AUGCGGGCCCCUCUUCUUCCCCUGCUGCGGACACGCUCGUCUCUGGGCUCUGCGGCCGUUGGCGCCGCCAACACCCGAGUGUCUGCUUAUGCUCUCGCCGUCGGCCACCGACAAAGACGGUCAUGCAUCGCCAGCUUGCUCUCAGCUGUGCCAGACAGCAACCGCUCCUUCUCGCUGAGCCAGCCAUGCCGAGUUGAUGACGGCCUGCAAGCGCCUCUGCCUUCGUCUUCGUCGCUGCUUCCCACUUCGGUUGCCGGAUUUCUCGUCUGGAAGCCCGCUGACCCCGUUGCCGACGUCGCCGUUAACGGCUUCGUUCGCUCGGUACGGUCCAUGAAGUCAAACACCUUUGUCACCCUCGGCGACGGGUCUUCUCUGGCCCCUUUGCAGGCCGUAGUUCCUGCUGACUUGGCUGAUGGUCUUGCCAAUGGAGCUGCAGUUUGUCUCAAGGGCUCAUGGGUGCCCUCACCCGGUGUCGGCCAGAGCCACGAGCUGCACGUCCGGUCUGUCGACAUCUUGGGACCGUCCGACGCCAAGAAGUACCAGACGCCCGAGUUUCUCCGCACACUGCCACAUCUACGUCCCCGCGUGCCGUUUAACUCGACCCUGCUGCGGCUGCGCUCCAACGUCAUCUCAUCUCUGGACCGGUUCUUCACCAGCCGCGAUUUUGUGCAGACGCACCCGCCGCUGAUCACCUCGUCGGACUGCGAGGGCGCCGGCGAAGUCUUCACCGUGUCAGCCGCGUCGUCUGCUAGUAGCAGCAGCAGCAGCAGCAGCAACAGCCCGUCCAAGAGCGGUGAUGCGCACUUCUUCCGCAGCCCAAAGUACCUGACCGUGUCGACCCAGCUGCACCUAGAGGCGCUAGCACAGGCCGUCGGCAGCGUGUGGACGCUCUCGCCGACCUUCCGCGCCGAAGAGAGCGACACGCCGCGUCACCUGAGCGAGUUUUACAUGCUGGAGGCCGAGGUCUGUUUUGUCGACCGGCUCGACGGCGUCAUGGAUCUGGUCGAGGACAUGCUGCGUGCCGUCGCCGCUGACGUUCAGGGCAACCGUGUGGCGGACGAACUGCUGGCCCGUCCAGGUGGCAGCAGCACCGACGACCUGGCUCAUCGCUGGCAGGGCCUCGUGCAGCAGGAUCGCUGGCCGCGCAUCACCUAUGCCGAGGCCCUUCGCAUCCUGGCCGCUGCGCCUGGGCGCUUUGACUUUGCACCCACAUGGGCCACAGGCCUGCAGACUGAGCACGAAAAGUAUCUCGCCUACGCUGUCGGCGGCGGCCAAACCCCCGUCUUCGUCACCCACUACCCGCGUGACAUCAAGGCCUUCUACAUGCUGCCGAGCAGGGACAAUGCCGGCGAGCCGGGGGAACUCCCGGCUGUCUCGGACGGCCAGCAGCCCGUCUCUGCCGCCACCGUGGAUUGUUUUGAUCUGCUGGUGCCCGAGUUCUGUGAAAUUGCCGGCGGCUCUAUGCGCGAACACCGCCUGCCCGAGCUGGUCGCGGCCAUGCGCUCGCGCGGGAUGCAAGUCGCCGAGGACGGUGCACCUUCUGGCCAAGAUGGAAGCAGCAGCAGCGACCUAGACUGGUACGUUGAUCUGCGUCGCUGGGGCUGUCCUCCCCAUGGCGGGUUCGGCGUCGGCUUUGACCGUCUGCUCUGCUACCUGUCGGGCGUACAGACAAUCCGUGACACGGUCGCAUUUCCCCGAUGGUUUGGUCGGUGCGACUGCUAA